AAGGCACCAAUCUAUCCAUGUAACCCAAUUUUCACCUAAUCAAUCCCCAUAUCUUAAACUGCAUUACAGUUCAUCAAACAGUUCAGUAGUGUAGAGGGACAUACGAGGAAUUACACCCAAGCACCUAACAACACCGCCAUGUAGUCGAAACUAAGAUAAGAAAAUUUUUGUGUGGACGCGCUUGCGUGAAUUUUGGCAUUUAAAGGAAACCCGCUUGAUUUUCCACGGUAUUUUCGCGGUGAAUCCCGUACGAAACUAAAUAUGUGACAACAAAAUGCAUUGGAAUAAAGUUCUGUUUUAUGUGCUAUGUGCUGUGAAAUUCAGUGAUCUUGCUAUUGCUGGAGUAUCAGCACACACAAACAAAGUGUUUGACGUAUCAUUAAAAGAAGACAACUCUAUCAGACUCUAUUGGCAGUUGGACUACAGCUCCGAAACCGUCACUUUUGAAGUACAUAUUCCAGCUGGAUAUGGAUGGUUUGCUCUAGGGUUCUCAGAUCGUGGAGAUCCAUUCCCAGCCGAUUACUGUGUGCUGUGGGAAAAUGUAAAUGGAAUCGUGUCUUUUGAUGACGCGUAUGCGGACAAUCGUGGAGUUCUUCAUUUAGACAAACAACAAGAUUGCAGGAAAUUCAAGAUAAAAACAUCUAGCAAUUUCGUAAAAUACACUUAUCGCAGGAAAUUUGAUACAUGCGACAAUAAUGAUUAUGUUGUAGAGGAUGGAACUACUCAUAUAGUCUGGUCUCGAGGAAAGCACAAACUAUACCAACUUAAUGGCUUGAAUGUCAGUAGUUCUACUCAAGAUAUCGGCAUGGUUCGAGUUCACUUGCUGAAAAACACUCACGUUGAAGCUGCUCUACCAAAAUACGUGAGGAAUUUGGACAUUGUCACUAAUAAAGUUAAGGUUCCCAAUGUUGAAACGACUUAUUGGUGUCACGUUUUCAAGUUGCCAGAUGAGUUUUCGAAAAAGCAUCACAUAUAUCAGUAUGAAUCUCACAUUCAAGAUAACAGUCGUGGUGUAGUUCACCAUAUGGAGGUGUUCCAUUGUGAAACUGGUACUAAAGAGGAGAUACCACUUUACAUAGGAGAUUGUUUUGCAAAAGACCGGCCCCCAAAAACACAGGUGUGCAAACGGGUUUUAGCUGCAUGGGCUAUGGGUGCACCACCAUUUACUUAUCCAGAAGAAGCUUCUCUACCUAUUGGCGGUGAAAACUUCAAUCCAUACAUAAUGCUAGAAAUACACUACAAUAAUCCUGAACUGCGAUCAGACAUUGUUGACAGUUCUGGAAUAAGAUUUCACGUUUCAUCGAAGCUCAAGAAAAUGGACGCAGGUGUCAUUGAGCUGGGGUUAGAGUAUACCGACAAAAUGGCGAUUCCGCCAGGUCAGGAACAAUUUCGGUUGACUGGUUAUUGUACAAGCGUUUGUACUUCAAUGGGUUUGCCAUCGGAAGGAAUCACUAUAUUUGGCUCUCAACUUCAUACCCAUCUUACAGGAGCACGUGUAGUAACACGACAUUUUGAUGCAUAUGGUAAAGAACUACCAGAACUGAACAGAGACAAUCACUACAGCACUCAUUUUCAGGAAAUUAGGAGAUUGAAAAAACCCGUCAAAGUGCUACCUGGACAUGUUCUAAUAACGAGAUGCGACUACAAUACAGAAGAUCGACCGAACAUCACAAUGGGAGGUUUUAGCAUUAGUGACGAAAUGUGUGUAAAUUACAUCCACUAUUUUCCUCAUACAGAAUUGGAGGUCUGCAAAAGUUCUAUCAGUGAUCAAGCUCUCAAAACAUACUUCCAGUACAUGAACGAGUGGGAAGGACAGUCUACGUCUCCAUCUAAAGGCGUAUCAGAUAACUACAAAGCCAUCCAAUGGAACAAAAUCCGCGUUCAACUUCUACAAGAAGUGUACCAGGAGGCGCUUCUUAGUAUGCAAUGCAAUAUGUCAAGUGGUGAUAGGUUUCCGGGGUACUGGGAGAAUGCUCAAAUUCCACCUGUUCUGCUGCCUCUACCGCCCCCCGUUAGAAAAUGUGAGCAUAUCGCACAGAAUGACUAUCUGUGAAAUAUUGUACAAUACUUUCAAAGUUGAAUAUCAUAUGCUGAAGUUACAACAAUGAAUGUUGCAAUAUAUAAUAUUGUAAGCAGAAAUUGCUGUAUAUUUUAAAUACCAUCCUAUUAAACAAUCAAGUAGUUACAUCUAUAUUCACGAGAUUUUCCAUUUCACAUAAGUUUCCCUUCUAUGAUAUAGUGACAUAAAAAUGUCAAAAAACGCAUUAUACC
This is a messenger RNA of Acanthoscelides obtectus, 2271 nucleotides long. The record is from the annotation of a GenBank genome assembly. Lineage: Eukaryota; Metazoa; Arthropoda; Insecta; Coleoptera; Chrysomelidae.